Kockovaella imperatae is the source of this 1214-nucleotide messenger RNA. Its product is annotated as putative NADP-dependent mannitol dehydrogenase. Lineage: Eukaryota; Fungi; Basidiomycota; Tremellomycetes; Tremellales; Cuniculitremaceae. Bases 350 to 1126 code for a protein of 258 amino acids. Gene Ontology annotation, molecular function: oxidoreductase activity, acting on NAD(P)H, oxygen as acceptor. Gene Ontology annotation, cellular component: intracellular anatomical structure. The transcript has 9 exons. The record is from RefSeq and is a predicted model, not a curated record.
CGUCAGAUCCGUCGCUUGGCUUUCGGGUUGAAUGACCGAGAUAUCGCUCGGGGGCAAAUUCCCAUACAUGAGUCUAUCGGGAUCUGACAUGACAACCGAGCCGACGUUUACGAUAGUCAUGAGAGCACGUUUGAAGCUUUAGAGGCGGGCGGCAGAUGAUGAGUCUUUAGAGCACGCUUGACGCCAUAGGCCUUGAAAACUUUUGACGUCGGGGUGUGCGCCGCCCGGGCCGACUGAGCCGAGCGGCAUUUCCACAGACCCCGACCACCUUGCGAUCCUCCACUCUACUUCUUUUAGAUCCGAUCACUGCCUGCCACCGAAUCGAGAGAGCGACGCUCGAGGUGUCAAAAUGGUAUGGCAGAUCGAUUUGUCCGGCAAAUGCAUAGUUGUAACUGGAGGCAACAGGGGGAUCGGACUGGGCAUAAGUCGAGAUUGCGCUAAAGCCGGUGCCAACGUGGCUGUGAUCUAUCGUCAAUCUCCGUCUGCGCCGCAGGUUGCAGAGGACAUCAGCAAGGAAUUUGGCAUACAAUGUAAAGCAUAUCAAUGCGAUGUGACGGAUGCAAAGGCUGUUCAGACGACCAUAGAUGCAGCCAUCAAGGAUCUUGGACCCCUAGGCGGUGUGGUCUGCAAUGCUGGAAUGCAAGUGUCUAGGCCAGCCCUGGAGAUGACCAAAGACGACUAUGAGCGGCAGAUGAAUGGCAACACCUGGGGCGUAUUCACCGUCGCUCAAGCCGCUGCUAAGAUCUGGGUGGAGCAAAAGUAUAAGCAGGGCAGGAUAGUUUUCAUUAAUUCCAUGUCGGCUACCAUUGCAAACGAUGGAACCACGCAAUGCUUCUACAACGCCUCAAAGGGCGCAUUGACGAGUCUAGCCAGAUGCCUAGCAAUGGAAUGGGCAGAACAUGGAAUUUUAGUCAACUCGCUAUCUCCAGGAUUCGUCGACACCGAUAUGAAUCAGGGCCUGAGGGAUGAUCCUGAGCGCAAGAAAUACUACGAGAAAAAGGUCAUGUUGGGUCGCAUCAGUGAUGUCGAAGAACAAGCUGGAUUGGCCAUUUUCCUCUUAUCGCCAUAUGCCUCUUAUAUCACUGGAGCGGAUUAUAUUGUCGACGGAGGAGUGACUGCUUGGUGAUACUCGGAUCGCGGUCAAUGUAUUCCGUAUCUGCUCCUCUGCAUGACUUCGCUGCCGUGGACAGCUGUACUCCUUGAUCUUCGGAACG